Molecule: messenger RNA, 1228 nt
Organism: Neogale vison (American mink)
Lineage: Eukaryota; Metazoa; Chordata; Mammalia; Carnivora; Mustelidae
Gene: HSCB
Product: HscB mitochondrial iron-sulfur cluster cochaperone
Exons: 6
Coding region: 2-781 (259 amino acids)
Biological process (GO): [2Fe-2S] cluster assembly; protein complex oligomerization
Cellular component (GO): mitochondrion
Molecular function (GO): protein-folding chaperone binding; ATPase activator activity
Source: RefSeq, a predicted model, not a curated record
AAUGAGGAGCGGGACACUCGGAAUCCAGGAUCCCGCCCCGUCAGUUCCUCAGCCAAUCAGCAGCACUAGUCGGGUCGGCCGCUCUCUCUCCAACCCCCGAACAGGCGACCGCGGCGACAUAGGCCGCGGCCAGAUGUGGGGCAGGAGAACUGGCGCCUUGCUCCGGGUCCGAGGCCUGUGGCCGGCAGGGGUCCUCGGAAGGAGACCGCUAAGCUGCAGUGCUGCGUCUCUGGCGGGAAACAGUUCCCCCCAGUGUUGGAACUGCGGUGGCCCAGGGAGCCACAUGCGUGGGGACGGGUUCUUCUGUCCACAGUGCCGCGCGCUGCAGCCACCUGACCCCACUCGAGAUUACUUCAGCCUCCUGGACUGCAACCGUGCCUUCAGAGUUGACACAGCAAAGCUCCAGACUAGGUACCAGGAACUACAGCGUCUUGUCCACCCUGAUUUCUUCAGCCAGAGGUCUCAGACUGAAAAGGACUUCUCAGAGAAGCAUUCAACCCUGGUGAAUGAUGCCUAUAAGACCCUUCUGGCUCCCCUGAGCAGGGGACUAUACCUUCUAAAGCUCCAUGGAGUAGAGAUUCCUGAAGGGACAGAUUAUGAAAUGGACAGGCAGUUCCUCAUGGAAAUAAUGGAAAUCAAUGAAAAACUUGCAGAAGCUCAAAGUGAAGCUGCCAUGAAAGAGAUUGAAUCUAUUGUCAGAGCUAAACAGAAAGAACUGACUGACAAUGUGAGCAGAGCUUUUGAACAAGGACGAGCUGAACCAUCUGUUGAGACUUGGUAGAAGAGGAUAUUUGGUGGAUGACGUGAGCAAUCAGGCAUUUAAUGAGGAGCAUCUCUAUGGAAACAAAAAGAAAACAAAGGCUAAUGGUGGGAACAGACUAUAAACCCAGUUUCUGAGUCCAGAGGCCAGGCAGUCACUUGAGAAGACACUGACCCCUUAAGCAUCUUUACAUGGUGGUGUGAGGACAGCAGUGGCAAUCUGAUAGAUUUCUUGUUUUAUAGUCUGAAUGUUGGUAGUGAUGGCAUAGACGUCAGUGUCACAGCCAUGGCUAUUUCUGAGGGCAGAGCAUGGAAGACACAGGUUUUCUGGUGGCUUUUGGGGUAGCCCAAGUGGCAGCAAGUCCAGGCACAAAGGUUGCCAGCACAUGAUUUGUAGUGAUGAGUUCUUUGAUGCUUAUAUCAAAUUGUCGGGGCUUAGCUUACAAGGUGUUUUCAGAUCCCAGAGGAA